GAUAAAUAAGUUUAUUGAGAGGGGCACGCAUUGACGCUAGUAUUUCUGCUUUCUCCCCGAAAAAUUGGUGAUGGACAGUGAAAAAAAUUGGAGAACUUUCCCGUACCAUUGAUUCAAGAAUUAAAAUAAUGUCGAUUUCAUAUAAUCUCCCUAAUUGGAAUAUUAAAAAAAUGAACAGUUAGGAAUUAUUGAAGUACAACUCCUAGAAAAGACUUAUCAACAUGUUUUCUGUCAACCCACCUAAGCCCCCAGCUCCUGCGGAGCCUGAAAAGCGUAUUUUUGUUAACGAUGCCGACUGGGAUAAGAUUGCAGUGCACUUAAUAGGAAAUCAAAAAAGGUUUCGUGAAAAUAUUAUAAUCCCAAGGAUAAUGGGACCUGUACAUAUUAAGUCAAAUGAAGAAAAAACGAUUGAAAUGGUGAUGGAAAGUUGCGCUUUUAAGAGUAUAAUGAGUUGCGUGUUAGGUUAUGGUCUAGGAGCUGCAAUAGGACUGUUUACAUCGAGUGUGAAUCCAAAUGUUGCUAGCAUCGAAAAACAGCAAACAGUUAAAGAAAUUUUUCGAGAGAUGAAGACCACGACGUUAAGUUACGCAAAGAACUUUGCUGUUGUAGGUUGCGUAUUUUCAGCUAUCGAAUGUUCUAUAGAAUCAUAUAGAGGAAAAACUGACUGGAAAAAUGGCACUUAUGCUGGAGGAAUGACCGGAGGCUUAAUAGGCCUGAGAGCCGGUGUGAAGGCUGGCUUGGUUGGUGCUGCAGGUUUCGCAGCAUUCUCAACAGCGAUCGACUACUAUAUGCACAAAUCGUGAAGGAUAGAGUUUAUAGGAUUACUGUAAAUAGGUGAAAAUAUAUAAG
Messenger RNA from Orussus abietinus, 849 nucleotides. RefSeq names its product mitochondrial import inner membrane translocase subunit Tim22. Gene Ontology annotation, molecular function: transmembrane protein transporter activity. Gene Ontology annotation, biological process: protein insertion into mitochondrial inner membrane. Lineage: Eukaryota; Metazoa; Arthropoda; Insecta; Hymenoptera; Orussidae. Gene Ontology annotation, cellular component: TIM22 mitochondrial import inner membrane insertion complex. Bases 222 to 803 code for a protein of 193 amino acids. The transcript has 5 exons. The record is from RefSeq and is a predicted model, not a curated record.